ACCAAAAGCGGUAACCCCGAGCUACACUCGGGCUUACCCUGCGGCGUUGCUCAGGGAGUCCCUGCAGCACUUACCUUGUACUUCGCUCCCACGAUGUAUCCCCUGCAGCGUCCCCGGCCAUCUCCUCCGGCAUCCGGCUUCCGUGUUCCGGUCCCUGUGACGUCGGGAAGUACGGGCGCCGGAACCGGCAGCAAAUUUGAAAUUUUUAAAAAAUGUCAUUUUUUUUAAAAUGACUAUUACAUAUGCUUUGUCCUGUGCCCUGCCUGCAUUUUGACUGUUCUUUCUG
Messenger RNA from Staurois parvus, 286 nucleotides. NCBI's taxonomy places the organism in Eukaryota, Metazoa, Chordata, Amphibia, Anura, Ranidae. The record is from the annotation of a GenBank genome assembly.